This is a messenger RNA of Sphaerodactylus townsendi, 6004 nucleotides long. It is a transcript of the gene MLH3, whose product is annotated as mutL homolog 3. Gene Ontology annotation, molecular function: ATP hydrolysis activity; ATP binding; mismatched DNA binding. The transcript has 13 exons. Bases 919 to 5148 code for a protein of 1409 amino acids. The record is from RefSeq and is a predicted model, not a curated record. Gene Ontology annotation, biological process: mismatch repair. Lineage: Eukaryota; Metazoa; Chordata; Lepidosauria; Squamata; Sphaerodactylidae. Gene Ontology annotation, cellular component: mismatch repair complex.
ACAGCCCAGUGACCCUUCCUCCCCCUCUUGGAAGACUCGAGGGGCUUGGGCUGAGCUGUUGCUGGGCUCUGAAGUGAGCUGCAGGUUAGGGCUGCUAAGUCCUGAGAGGGGAAUCCCGUCCGCCCCUUUCCAUCUCCUGCAUGAACAACCACACCCUAAACCUCAAAAGUCACUCUUUGCUUCUUCCAACGGGGCCUAAAAGUACGCUAAUUCUCCCUACUGGCCUAAGCAGCGGUGCAAAAGCGCUGCAGAAUCCAGCACCGCUAGGGAGCUGUUUGGUCCCCCUUCCCCACUUCAGCCGUGCAUGCAGAAACCGACCCGGUGCGCCUUGCAAGCCGCGCGCCCGACCGAGUGGGGAGGGACCCAUUGCCAAAACAAACCCCGGCCUGGGCCAGUCUUUCCAACCAACCCAAAUGUGCCCAGGCCCGGGGGCAAGUUCGCAGUUUUGCAUCUCCAGGCAUCCCUUGCAAAAAAAAUGGGAGGGAGCAAUACCCACGAUCCUUCCAGCGCUGCUUGCAAACCGCAGGGCGAUGCUUGCAAGUUGCAACCCCCGGGCCGUUGUGGGGGGUGCAGGGAAAGGCUGCAACUUUGGGGUCUUUUUGCAAGCUGAAGCUUGCAAACUUGCAGGGUGUGGGGGAAGGAGGAGGAGGUGGUGGAGAAGCGGGCUGGUAAACAAGAGGAGGAAGAAGGAGCCCUGCGUGUGCUUGGUGAAGCUCCUGACCACCGCCUCGACGACCUCCCUCAGCACAACAGGCGUCCCUGUCAUCAUCCCUCCUGGGGAGAUAGGGGCAGGAGCAGCGACGGGAGAGGCAGCAAGGGUGCCGGAGGGGGCAGCGGCCGAGGCCCCAAGGAAAUUCAUAGAAUGAAAAAGUUCAAUGCAUAUUCAGUCUCCUGAGUUGUCAUCCAUCUGUUUUUGUCAUGAUCAAACGAUUGACUGAAGAAGUGCAAACCAGUUUGCGUUCUGGAGUGGCCAUCACUUCUCUGGGGCAGUGUGCUGAAGAGUUAGUUUUCAACAGCAUAGAUGCCAAAGCAACAUGUGUGGCCAUUAGAGUGGAUCUGGAAACAUUUAAAAUCCAGGUGGUAGAUAAUGGCUCUGGGAUGAGAAGAGAAGACCUCAGCAAUGUCGGGAACAGAUAUUUUACCAGUAAAUGCUACUCGGUGGAAGACCUAGAAAAUUUAACAUGUUAUGGCUUCCGUGGAGAGGCUUUGGCAAGCAUUGCAAGCAUGGCCAGCAUAGUAGAAAUAGCAUCCAAGACAAAUAAGACUGCAAAAACCUUUUUGAAAUUAUUUCACAAUGGGAAAGGACUAGAAGUUUCUGAAGCAGAAUUGAAUAGACCAACUGCAGGAACAACAGUGACUGUGUACAGCUUAUUUCAUCAGUUGCCUGUGCGGAGAAGAUGCAUGGAUUCCAUACUGGAAUUUGAGAGAGUGAGGCAUAAGGUAGAGGCUGUUUCACUUAUGCAUCCCUCAGUCUCUUUUUCGUUAAGAAAUGAUGCUUCCUGCUCUAUGGUGCUUCAGCUAUCCAAGACAAAAGAUGUGUGCUCUCGGUUUUCUCAAAUUUAUGGCCUCAGUAAAUCACAGAAAUUGCGAGGAAUAUAUCAUAAGUCUGGAGGAUUUGAGAUAAGUGGCCAUAUCAGUUCUGAAGGGCAUUACAAUAAAAAUAUUCAGUUUUUGUAUGUGAACAAUAGACUGGUAUUAAAAACAAGAAUACAUAAGCUAAUUGAUUUUUUAUUAAGAAAACAAAGUGUUAUAUGUAAAACAAAAAGCGGACCUGUCACUUCGAGUCCUGUUCGCCAUCGUUCUGGCCCAGAGCUCUAUGGAGUCUUUGUUAUGAAUGUCAAGUGUCAGCAUGAUGAAUAUGAUGUGUGUUUGGAACCUGCAAAAACUCUAAUCGAGUUUCGCAGUUGGGAUGCUCUCCUGCUUUGCAUUGAAGAAGGAGUGAAAGCCUUCUUAAAGCAAGAACAUCUGUUUAUUGAGCUGUGUGGUGAAGAUGUUAAAGAAUUUAAUGAAUACAAUGAAUUUUGUUUGAAUUCUGCUAUGACUUUACAUCCUUCUCUUCUUGAGGAGAAACACAUGCAGGAGAAUUUUAAGCGAGCUUGUGAUAAUAUUGUGGAUUCUUAUGAAAUGUUUAAUCUGCAAUCAAAGUCUGUCAGAAGGAAAAUAACUCUUGACAAAAUUACAUCAGAUCUCACAGGACCCACUAACAAUAUGGAAACAGAUUUGACUAUCACUGAGCCUGUUCAUGGAAAAAGUAGUAAAGUGGAAAAUUCUUUGCCCAACAAAGAUAGCCCCACUCUUGAUCUCCCAAAAUUGAGUAACAUGCACAAAGAGCCAAAUAUAUAUGAUGAUCCACAGACUGAGGUCUUAAAUUCCAAGAGUCCACAAGAAGGCUGUGGACAGGACUUGUCAGACGCUUUAAAAACAGGCAGUGAUAGUGGCACAUCACUUUGUUUUGAGACGCCUGACAAAAACACAAGCAGCCUGCAUGAUCCAGCAUUUCAGGAAAGUAGUUCCAACUCUUCCACUUUUGGACAUGUUGUAAAUGUGAGAGAUGUUGAUUUAUGUAAACAUCAAUUUCUCUUAAAAGGUGCUUUGUCGAGAAAAUGCAGGAUGGCAGAAGAGGGCAGAGGACUUGCUACAGAGUUAAAUUCCCACAGAGAAGCAACAGUGGGACAAGAAUCUUUAAAGUUGUGUUCUACAGGCCUUUUAGUUCAUCUUAUGCAAAGUCAGUCACCAGAUAAAACAGCAGACAUAAACCAUUCAUCAAACAUGCCACAUGUACUAGGUCCAGUAAGUGCCAGGGAUGUAUUUGACAAAAAGCUCACUUUUUCAAGACCGACUUCAAAUACUCAAGAAUGUUUGAGGAUGACCGAAGGCGGUAUAUGCACAGGAAAGGGCUACGAGCGCAUGGAAAUUGGGCAUAUAUCCAGCCAGAAGGAUGAGAUGGAUUCACUUCCAGCAGUUGGCAGAAGUGAGGGCGUGAGACAAUAUACCAAGGAACUGAUUUCCAUUGCUCCAUCCAGUUCUGUUUGUAGUGUAGAUAAUGCAACCUCAAGAAAGCAAAUGCCUGAGAAGUUAACUAGAUUUGGGCGCUGUACUUUUACAAAACUGAGUUUGCAUCCAAAACUGGGGUCAUUAGAUAGAUUCAGGCGACAUUAUGGGUCCAUAAAGAAUACACAAUCCAUAACUGAAAAAAAUAGGGAUGAGUUUGCAGUUCCUGAUAAGAAUAAAGAUCAUGAACACUCAAGCAUUUGUGACCUUCCAGAUAAAGAGCAAGUUAGUUGUAAUAAUAAUAGCUGUGAUUGCCUUUUUCCCUUGGAAAAGUCUCAGUUCUCCUUUGAAGAAAGCAAGAAAACAUAUGUAAGAGAGAGCCCUCUGACCCUGAGAGAUUACUCCCAAAGCAGAACAAAAGAUCCAAGAACUUCUGGAUUUACAGGAACACUUGCUGCUAAAGUAUCUAAAAUGAAGGGACGCCUUAAAGAAGCUAUACAUUCAGAACGCAAAGGGCAGCUUUCUGGACAAUCCCAAUUAAAUUUGAGUCCAAAAACUGAAGACAGGUGUCUCUCAUCUCAAAAUAAUCUUUUGCAAAAUAACUGUUCUGUAUCUCAGUUGUUCACAAGAGAAACAGGGACAAAGAGCUACAGUUUUGCUUCACACUGUCCUGUGCAAAGUAACCCUAUGGAAACCUCUAAUGCAAGAACAAUAGCUAUGGAAGAUACUGCCAGCCUUUCUUUCAUUGAUACUGAUGGAGAAUAUGUUAUCUCCCAAAAGAGAAAAUUGGCAUUGCCCAAUAAAGAGGUAUGUCCUGAAGACACCUGUGAAGACAUAUGUGCUAUGGAUGGAUCUUCAAAGCAAAACGUGAACACACAUGAACCUAUGGUGGUCCUGUCAAGUAUCAGUGAAGGUGCUUCAGAUUAUGCAAAUCCAGCUCAGAAUGAGGAAUCACAGUGUCAUCCUUCUGAGUGGUUUGAUCAGUUUGAUGCAUCCUUGGGUAGGACGGUAUACAUCAAUAGAAUGACUGGACUGAGCACCUACAGUGCUCCUCCCAGUGAGCAGCCUAAGGCUGUCUGUACUCAAGAUAUAAGUACAAUGGCUGUAAAUGUUGUCAUGGAGAAUGGGUUCCAGAGCAGAUGUCAUCCUUUUAGAAGUGAGUUUAUUGUUCCCUUCCUUCCAAGACGGCACAAAGAGAGGCAUUUGGCAAGCCAAGAUUUCAGAGAUGCACAAGGAGAAUCUCUCCAGUCUGUAUUUUCAGAGUGGGACAAUCCUGUGUUUGCUCGCUGCCCAGAGGUUGCUCUUAAUGUGAGUAGCGAACAGGCUGACAACCUUGCUGUGAAAAUUCAUAAUAUCCUAUAUCCUUACCGGUUCACCAAGAACAUGAUUGAGUCAGUGCAGAUCCUCAAUCAAGUGGACAACAAAUUUAUUGCUUGUUUAAUCAACACUAGGCCAGAUGAAAACAAAGAGACGGAUGGGAACCUUCUUGUGCUGGUGGAUCAACAUGCUGCCCAUGAACGUAUCCGCCUUGAGCAACUUAUCACAGAUUCCUAUGAGAAUCAGUCUGAAGCAUCAGGUAAGAAGAAGUUGUUGGUCUCCACUGUGUGUCCACCACUGGAAAUUGAGGUAACAGAGGAGCAGAGAAGACUCUUAUGGUGCUACCACAAAAGUCUAGAAGAUUUAGGCCUUGAGUUAUCCUUUCCAGAGAACAAUCCCUUGCAGAUUCUUGUGGGGAAAGUGCCAUUGUGUUUUGUAGAGAGAGAGGCCAAUGAAUUGCGCCGUGGAAGACAAACAGUGGCUAAGAGCAUUGUACAGGAGUUCAUUCGAGAGGAAGUUGAGCUACUACAGACCACAGGAGGAGCACGAGGAACACUACCACUAACAAUCCUGAAGGUUUUGGCUUCUCAGGCUUGCCAUGGUGCUAUUAAGUUUAAUGACACUUUGACUUUUGAAGAAUGCUGUCAGCUAAUGGGAUCUCUGUCCUGUUGUCAGUUGCCCUUCCAGUGUGCUCAUGGGAGGCCUUCCAUGCUGCCUCUUGCAGAUAUAGAUCACCUGCAGCAGGACAGUCAGCCCAAGCCCAAUCUGGUUAAACUCAGAAAAAUGGCUAAAGCCUGGCAGCGCUUUAGGAAAGAAACAGAUCUCACUAGGAAAACGUGAGCCCUGCCGCCUCAGUGCUUCCUAGGUUUCAAGCAACCCAUCUCCAGCAGCUCCUCCUCUGAAACUGAAAGCGGCGAGGCCCAGAGAGUGGCCUUGAAAGCACAGCAACAGAAAGCAAUUCAGCAUUCUGAAUGCAGGAGGAGCCCAAAAUGUGGUACUUCAAAGAUCCCACCAGCCGGAGGCAAAAACUAAGCCCUGUUUUCCUGGGGAACAUGGCAAGCCUCUAUCUUGCAUUUAAAAUGUGUAAGUAAAGACUGUAGAACAACUGUUUUAAUCAAUAUGACACCCUUUAUUCUGAGGAAGCAGCAGCUAUCAUAAAAGGGGACCACAUACUCGGCCACAGUUUUGAUUACAACUUUUGCUUAGGCCAAACAACACUACAAUCUGUUCUAGUUUUGUUUUAAUGUCAUCUGUUGCUUGAAUUGCAUUCAAAUGCUAAUUAGUCACAGUGAAUCAAUACAGGCAUCAGAACUAAAAAGGGCUUUUUAUGCAAUGAAUAAUCACAGCGAUACAUCGCUAUCUGCAAGUUAAGGCAGUCUGAGUUGCCCUUUCUGAAAGGUGUAAAACAUCCUCCUUGCAUAAAACAAAAAUGGGUCAAGAAGCCUGACUUUUUGUUUACAGGUCCUGGUGGAAUUGAAAAGCCUCUUCCUGCCACCCAGAUGCUGCUGCAAAAAGGGACCCCUCAUGAGGGCAUUUAACAGACUGAGGGCAGCUUCUAUCGUCAGUAAUUCCUUUUACAGUUAAGACAGUUAUUGAGCUGAAUCCAACACUGAAUGUUAUGCAAUGAUUCUCAGAGAGAAUAUUUUCAGGGAAAUAAUUGUUGUAUAUCAUUUAAUAAAGUUGAACAAACAGAGAA